Paramuricea clavata is the source of this 915-nucleotide messenger RNA. Lineage: Eukaryota; Metazoa; Cnidaria; Anthozoa; Malacalcyonacea; Plexauridae. The record is from the annotation of a GenBank genome assembly.
GGUUUAGCGUCGUCAACCCGAAAGACCUAUUCGUCAGCUCAACGCGCCUUCUUACGUUUUUGUGAAGGAGCUAAGCUAAUGAACUCGCGUGGUUCUCUUUUGCCUGCUGAAGAAUGGACCCUUUGCCUGUUUGCGACAUGGCUGGCUGACGAUUUAAAAGCAGCGUCGAUUAAAGUGUAUUUGUCUGCCGUUCGAGCUCUUCACAUAGAACAGGGUUUUCCAGAUCCGUUGAGUGGUUGCUUACGUCUACAACGAGUUUUAAAGGGCAUUAAACGCUGUCAAGGUUCUUCCUCUGACAAGAGACUCCCAGUCACCUCAGCAAUCCUCCGUGCUAUAUACAGUCAUCUCGAUCUCUCACAGUAUGAUGAUGUUAUGUUUUGGGCGGCCUGCUGUCUAGCCUAUUUCGGGUUCUUACGUUCAUCCGAAUUUACUGUCCCGAAUGGUGCCACGUUCUCGCAAGCCUUACAUCUCUCCGUCCACGACAUCGCUGCUGACCAACGGGUGGCUCCUUCUAGGAUCCAAGUGAACAUUAAAGUGUCCAAAACUGAUCCUUUCCGUCAAGGUUGUAUCCUCACGUUGGGACAAGGCCGCUCCCCUUUGUGCCCGGUGGAAGCGAUGCUGAAUUUCCUGGAACUACGAGGCGGCUCGGCUGGUCCAUUGUUCGUUAGGUCAAAUGGUGUUCCUUUGACUAGGACCUAUUUAUCGGAACGGUUACGUCGGUUGCUAAGCGAUGCGGGAAUUCCUGGCAAUUUUAGCAGUCACAGUUUUCGCAUUGGUGCUGCAACGUCCGCCGCUUUGGCAGGUGUUCCCGAUCACCUGAUCCAAACAUUAGGACGGUGGUCCAGCUCCGCGUACUUGACAUACAUUCGGACACCACGUCGCUUGUUAUCCAAUUUAACGAAGAGUUUAUGUUAA